UAUUACCGUUUAGUGAUAGAACAAGUUAAGGGAGCUAGAGUCACCAGAGAGCUGCCGUAUAGUUCACACUCAUGUGUGGUUGCGGCUGCUGACUGUCUAAACCAAAGCCAGAGAAAAUAAAAACCUUAGAUUGCGGCGAGUGGAUCGAUUGAAGCCAAGGAAUUACUACGAUCUUGUCAACACGUAAUUAAAACUCGUAAUUGCACAGUCGCCUAUCAACAACAGAUUAUGACUGCCUUCACAAGAUAUUCCAAUGAGAUUGGCAGCGAUUGACCAAUCACGGCGCUCGUUGGCUUGAUGACGUCGUUAAGUGGAUGGGCCUAUAAUAAUCAAAGGAUAUGGGCAUGGCCGACGGAGUUUAUCAUCUGUAGAUGAUAGUUAAAAAACCACAUAAAUCUGCACUACUCACGUUCAAUAAGUAUUGCUCAGUUAUUAUAUUAUAGGCAGUGUAUACGCGUGUCAUCUGCUCGCAUACUUCAGUUGACUGGGGACGUACUGACUCAUUAGCACCAGCAGUCAAUGAUUUCUCUGCCGGUGGGAUAUAAAUCGCAAGAUUUUAGUCCCAACUACCGCAUUACAGUAGAAGCUCAUUCUUGACCAAAUCGGACAAUACAAACCGAGAGAGAAAAAAAUGGAAGGCCACAAAUCCUUCUCAAUCGACGCUCUUCUUUCUAAAGAUCCACCGUGUUCGGCGAGGGUGGUCAAGCCCCGGAGUCCGACCGCAGCGACCACUGCCAGCACGCUGACUGCCGUCCAAUACGCCGGUUUGCAGGGGCAGCUUCACGCUGCGUUGAGUGAGAGGCUAGCGUACCUCCACGCUCACGUACCGACCAGCCAGGGUGCUAACUCGGCCAGGAUGCUCGCAGCUACCGGUAGCAUCAUCCCCAAGCCGGGGUUAUUAAACCUCCAGCCUCCCACGAUCCACGGUGGUGCCGUGGUCUCCAAGCAGUGCUCGGUAAGCGGAGGGAUGCCCGUGCCGGCAAUCUACGCUCAUCCCCUGUAUGCUGGGUAUCUGAACGGUCAGCACCACGGAGUAGCCCACCUGAGUGCGUUUCAUGCUGCUGCAUCUGAACACAUGUUGAUGAAGGCUGCUUCACAUGGAGCAGGUCUACCCGGUGGGAUCCCGAUGGAUUUCAUUCGGGGCAGUAUGAUGAUGCCUCGAAUGGGAGACUAUCCUGCCUCAUUUCCCGUUCGGUCCCUUUGGAAUAUGAAGACACGGGCUUACUGCCGGUGUGGGUUGAAGAGGGAAGGAGGGGAGAUUGACGGCAAGGAGGCAGUAGGGAGGAGAGAAGAUGCAGGUCGAAGACAGCUUCCGUCAACAGUUUGUGAGAUGCUCAUGAAACGUCUUAAACCUUAUCUUGGUUGA
Asterias rubens (European starfish) is the source of this 1366-nucleotide messenger RNA. RefSeq lists its product as uncharacterized. The transcript has 2 exons. NCBI's taxonomy places the organism in Eukaryota, Metazoa, Echinodermata, Asteroidea, Forcipulatida, Asteriidae. The record is from RefSeq and is a predicted model, not a curated record. Bases 632 to 1366 code for a protein of 244 amino acids.